UUUUUAUUUUAAUGACUGUUAAGCGGUUUGGCCCUGUUGUUCUUUCGUUAUUGAUGACAAUUCGUCAAAUUCUAUCAAUUUUCUUUUCAACCUAUAAUUUCGGUCAUUCAAUUACUUUAAUAGGAUUUUUCGGGUUAUUUACAGUUUUUGGUGCAAUUAUUGUUGAUAUUUAUUCAAAAUAUAGAAUUAAUACAGGAAGAAGGCUUAGAUAA
Molecule: messenger RNA, 212 nt
Organism: Meloidogyne enterolobii
Lineage: Eukaryota; Metazoa; Nematoda; Chromadorea; Rhabditida; Meloidogynidae
Source: the annotation of a GenBank genome assembly